AUGCCACGUCCACGGCAUUUCACCACAGGCAUUCCCCGCGAGUUGCGAGCAGAACUGGGCUUACGAGACAGCUACGGCGACAAAGCACGAAACCAAAACGGUCCCACGUCGCGAAAGGACGAGCGCAAGGAAGAACGACAAGAAAGGAGACGCCCGAAUCAAUUCAAAGGCGCUAGGAAAAAUUCUAGAUACCAAGCGGACAGUGAGGAUGACGAAGAUGCCGACGACAUCAGCUCCGAAGAGGAGGAGAAGCCGGUGAUCAAAGCAAAGAAAGCAAAGACAACCGAUACCAGCGAUCAAACGUCCAAGACAGGAUCAAAAGUGUCCAGAGUGGUUCGCGACAGACUCGAGCAGGACGAUAAAGAGAUUGAAGCGUUGGAGAAACGGCUUGGUAUAAAGGGACGGAAGAAACUUCCCAAGGCUUUUGAGGAAGAAGGUCUUGCUGAUAUUCUUGGUGAUCUUGGCGAGGAUUCGGAACAAGAGGACAGCAAGAAACGAAAACGAGAAGGCAAUGAUUGGCUUCAGAGGAAGAGAAGAAGGGCGCAGGGGUUGGACUCAGACUCAGACGACGACGGCAGUGGAAGCGAGGACUCUGUCGGUAGUUCCGGCGAUUCAGGCGAUGAUUUGGAUUUAUUGAACGAGGACGAAUCCCAGGAGGACACGGAUGAGGAGGCUGGUGAAGAAGACGACUUUUCAGGCUUCGACGACGAGGACGAAAACGAAGACGAGGAAUCAUCAAGUGAACCUACACCGAAAAAGAUCCGAGAAAACCCAUAUAUUGCCCCGGUCACAAAUACAACACCAGCCACAAAAUACAUCCCUCCGUCGUUGCGUGCAACUGCCUCAGGAGGCACUGAUGAAGAUGUCCGUCUGCGCCGACAAGCCCAAGGACUGUUGAACAAGCUGUCGGAAGCCAACCUCAUUUCCAUUCUUAACGACGCCGAGAAGCUGUACCGAGAAAACCCACGCCAAAGCGUCACUUCCACGUUCGCCUCUCUACUUUUGAAUCUGAUUAUAGAUCGGACAUUGCUGCAAGACACAUUUAUUAUUCUUCAUGCAGGAUUCAUCGCCGCAUUAUACAAGGUCAUUGGCAUGGACUUUGGUGCCCUUAUUAUUCAAAACUUGGUCGAGACCUUUGAUAAAUCCGCCGAUGAAAGAGGCCCCUUUGUGGGCAAGGAACACCUCAACUUGAUGUCCUUGCUAUCCCAACUGUACAAUUUUCACGUCGUUGGGAGCAAUCUGGUAUUUGACUAUAUUCGACUUUUUCUGGAAGAAAUCACAGAGGGAAAUGCCGAGUUGCUGCUGAAGAUAAUCAGAAACUCUGGCCCUCAGCUACGACAGGACGAUCCAUCUUCCCUCAAAGACAUAGUCCUGCUAAUCCAGCCUGCUGUCGCCCGCGUCGGCGAAUCGUCCUUGUCGGUUCGCACCAAAUUCAUGAUUGAAACAAUCACCGAUCUCAAGAACAACCGCAUGAAGACCGGCGUGGCAGCCUCCACGAUAUCAUCUGAGCACAUAACCAAAAUGCGCAAGAUUCUGGGAUCUUUGAACAACCGGGGCAUCCGCGCCACUGAACCCAUUCGCAUUUCUCGAGCUGACAUCCAGAACUCAGAGAAGAAAGGAAAAUGGUGGCUUGUCGGAGCCAGCUGGAAAGAAGACGACCCAUUGGAAGCUGCGCGGCGAGAACUCUCCACUACCGGCACCAAGGAGAAGCACUCAGCAACAGACGAAGAUAGCGAAGGAGAGCCGGAUCUCGUCAACAUUGCCAGAGCACACCGUAUGAAUACUGAUGUCCGGCGCUCCAUCUUUGUCGGCAUCAUGUCCGCCACCGAUUACCGGGAUGCGCAUGUGCGGCUCACAAAAUUACAUUUGAAGCGGAAUCAAGAGUACGAAAUCCCGCGUGUCCUGGUUCACUGCGCCUCGGAAGAAGAGGCGUAUAACCCUUACUACACGCUCAUAGCCCGCCGAAUAUGCAGCGAGAUGGGACGACGCCUCAAGAUGUCAUUUAUGUUCACGCUUUGGGACGUCUUUAAGCGAAUGGGCGAGAAGGGCGAUUUCGAGGACGACGAGGACGAAUUCAAUGGGUUUGACGAGGAUGACGACGAGACAAAACUGAACAUGAAGGCAAUCGUCAAUCUUGCCAAAAUGUACGGCGAUCUGAUCACAGACAACUCACUGACUCUGGCGAUUUUGAAGAACCUAAAUUUCGCCUAUCUGCAACCAAAGACGACUACUUUUGUUGAGAUUCUGAUCAUCACAGUCAUCCAGCAAUCGCAGGCGAAAAAGAAGUCUUCAACUACGAAAAAGGACGAGGGGCAGAAGAAAGAUGAAAAGACCCUCGCUCGCAUCUUUUUGCAGAUUCACGAUACAGCGCCGCAUAUUGCGAAAGGGCUAAUAUAUUUUGUUCGCAAAGUUGUGGCGAAGUCAGAUAUUGUGGCUUCCUCCAAAGACAGGAAGCUGGUUAAAUGGGGCUGUGGUGUUGCGGUGGAUGCAUUGAAAGGAGUGCAGACGGGGGAAUAA
Molecule: messenger RNA, 2517 nt
Organism: Talaromyces rugulosus
Lineage: Eukaryota; Fungi; Ascomycota; Eurotiomycetes; Eurotiales; Trichocomaceae
Exons: 2
Coding region: 1-2517 (838 amino acids)
Biological process (GO): ribosomal small subunit biogenesis
Cellular component (GO): nucleolus
Molecular function (GO): protein binding; RNA binding
Source: RefSeq, a predicted model, not a curated record